Trametes versicolor FP-101664 SS1 is the source of this 2025-nucleotide messenger RNA. RefSeq names its product HET-domain-containing protein. The record is from RefSeq and is a predicted model, not a curated record. The coding region runs from base 1 to 2025 and encodes 674 amino acids. The transcript has 2 exons. NCBI's taxonomy places the organism in Eukaryota, Fungi, Basidiomycota, Agaricomycetes, Polyporales, Polyporaceae.
AUGACCAAACCUUGGGACGGCUGCCCGUACUGCAAGGAGCUCUUCGGCCAGGUGUAUCGCGAACAUAUCAAGCUGGCCGAUAUCGUGGCAGCCUCCACAAGCUGCACCCGGUGCUGGGCCUUGGUCGAAAUCCUGCGUCGUGUCACCGACGUCUCCAACACCGUCACCACACUCGUGGGGAGUAUCUGGCAUAACAACACGCUCCAGAUCGGAGUCAUCAGCCCGGGUUACACCUUCGAGACGGGGCCGGGCUAUGAAAUAUACGUAGACGAUGACAGCGCCGAUAACGUCGCGAGGACAGAUCCCGUGCUCGGGAUCCCUAUUAUGCCCAAAGUCAUCCGCGAAAUGCACCACACACCUCGCCCGAUCGAGCAAACUCCCGAGCGUCGUCUCGCCUUAGCCAAGCGGUGGCUGACAGACUGCCUCAACACGCACGAUACGUGUAACGCUGACACUCUCGUCUACAAAUGGCCGUACCGUGUACUGGACAUAUCCGACGAUACCAUCGUCAAACUGGUCCCAAUCACCUCCCCGCCUCCGAACGCCUCCUACGUCGCGCUGAGCUACUGCUGGGGUCCGACUGGGAAUCUGUGCACGUUGAAAGAUAAUCUAAAAAGCCACACCGAGGAGGGGAUCAUCGUCUCUCAGCUGCCGCCGACCAUCCGCGAUGCGAUCUUUGUCACGAAGCACCUUGGCCAGACGUUUCUUUGGGUCGACGCCCUAUGCAUCGUCCAGGACGACGACGCCGACAAAAUGGCGCAGAUCCCACUCAUGGCCGACAUCUAUUCCGGCGCCCUCCUCGUACUCUCCGCCGCGGCGUCGACCACCGUCCUCGACGGCUGUCCGCUCAGCCCGCGUGACAAACAGCCGCUGCCGCCCCAGACCUUCUCCUUGUCAUAUCCGCCCGGCUCGAGCGCUGAUCCGACUGUAGUGACCAUCGUGAUCGAGCAAAUGGAACACGAACGCUGUCGAGCCCUCCCCGGCCACUGGGCACACGAAACCUUCGACCAAGACCCCAUCGAUGUCCUCUCCCCCAUCGAGCGUCGCGCCUGGACAUUCCAGGAGCGCUUCCUCUCCCCACGCACCCUCAUCCUCGGCACGGGCGAGCUCUCCUGGCUGUGCGGCAGCGCCGUGUGCUGCGAAUGCCGCGUCCCCGGGCCCGACGUCCUCAACCACUUCGGCGAGCGCGUGUUCACGCACAAAUACGGCAUCGCUCAUGUCAGCAUGUCCGAGCGGUUCGAGCGGCUGGGGAUGGGCCGGACGUACUCGUACGCGUGGGUGGAGACGGUGAGCAAGUUCGCGGGACGGCGCAUGGGGUACUUCAGCGACCGCGUCGCGGCAGUGGAGGGCGCCGCGCGUGCGUUCCAGAUGCGCUGGCCCGGGGUGUGGAAGGCCGAGGACUAUGUGUUCGGGUGCUGGGUGCCGCUGCUGGGCGACCUGUUGGCGUGGCGCGCGGAGGGCGAGAAGGUCACGGAGAAGGUCGACCGCGGGUUGUUCCCGUCGUGGGCGUGGCCGUCGUGCGGGCGCGGGGUCGACUUCACGAGCUGGAUCUGGUAUGGGGUGGAUCCGAAGCUGUGGGCCGAGGUCGUCGAUCUCCGCGUCGAGAUGAACGAGACUGGUGGGUUUGGCACCGGGAGAGGCACGCUGACGCUUUCUGCCCCAGUCAUCCCUGCACGGGGAGAAGCUUUCAAGUAUUACAACGGCGAGCCGGGGGUCAUGGUGAAGGCCUUGGAUCCUAAGCUGGAUUUCAUAUGGUCCGAGCCUACGCUAGACGACUUGGACGCGCCGGAUGCAUGGAAGGAGGUUACGCAUCUCCUGCUGCUCGCAAGCUACCCUUACCGCGCAUCGGAGAAGUUCCGUCCAUUGUGUUUUGGCCUCCUUUGCCUCGCCCCUUCCUCUUCGGGACGGGAGAACGACUUUCGUCGUGUCGGCAUGAUAAUGACGGGAAGAGUGAAGAAGGAUUUCUUGGCUGCCGACAUGGAUGCACUGUUUUCCCCGCACAACACCACUAUAAACCUCAUCUAA